Molecule: messenger RNA, 2894 nt
Organism: Chlamydomonas reinhardtii
Lineage: Eukaryota; Viridiplantae; Chlorophyta; Chlorophyceae; Chlamydomonadales; Chlamydomonadaceae
Exons: 5
Coding region: 363-2333 (656 amino acids)
Source: RefSeq, a predicted model, not a curated record
UCAGCACGCACUGGGUAGGAUGGCAUGGCAUAAAAGCUGGUUGACGAGUCUGCACCGUCAAGGACUGGACACAAGCUGCAACAGCAGGACAGCCAUGGCGCGGGGCGGGAGGGGGCCAACACGGUGGGGCGACACCAAAGCACCCCGCUCCAUGAGCCCAUCAGCCGAUUUGGCGUGCCGGGGAUAGCAGGGAGGAGAUUGCAGCGAGCGGCUCGCAAUACUUGAAGAACCUUACACGUCAGCAGAGAGUACGCUUGGCUUCAGGUUGUGAAAGCGACACACACAUGCAACCCGUCGGCAUUUCGGUCAACCUAUGAUGAGCUAGUCUACCGCCGUUCAAGAUAUCAGUGUAGCUAGAUAUCAUGACGAAACGGCGAACGCCGGUCGUCUUUACCGCUGCGCCGGUCCAGGAGGAGGUCGAGGAGGAAGCGUAUGACGAGGAAGAGGGCGAUGAGGGACUAGAGACGGGAGUUCGCGCGCCACCCAAUACAAAUUUCCUGGGCCGGCUGGUGCGCGGUGUCACAACGGGAAACCAGCGCCAAAUUGACACGACCAACGUGGGCGCUGCGCAUCUGUCCAUCGGCGCCACCGGCGCCGCUAGUCUGCGGCUUCAACUGCAGCGGGCUGCAAAUGCGCGUACGGCGCGCCUGGCAAACCUGAGGCGCGUCGUGCUGUCCAGUGCAGCGCAACAGCGGCUGACGCUCUGCUCUGCGCUUCUGGCUGAGGUGGCGCAGGGGUUUGGCUUCCGGCUCACGGUGCGGCGGCCUGACGGCAGAGAGGUGGGCGCCCGCCAGGCCAUCACCGCGUCGGCUGAGCUGCAGGCACGCCAAGCACGAGCCACCGCGGCCGGCAACGCCGCUGCCGCUGCCACCGCCACCCCAGGCGCGCCACAGGCGGAAGAGGCUGGCGGAGGCGGCGAGGGAAACGCCGCCGCAGGCGCAGAGGCAGCAGGCGGCGUCAAUGGCGGCGCCGCCGGGGCGGCAGCGGCAAGGGGCGCGUCGGCGGCGGCAGCAGCGGCAGCAGAUCUGGAUCCGCUGGAUGCGCUGGAGCCUCUAGACGUUGAUCUGGAUCUGGAUUUUGACGCUAACGGCAUGCUGAUGCACGUGGUGCAGCAGCCAACGCGGCCGGCGGCGGGCGCGGCGUCUCUGGCGGGCACGAACCUAGCGCGCCGCCUAGCCAAGUCGCCGAGUGGAGCACGCGCGACGGCUGCAGCGGCCGCGGCGCCAGCCCGGCCGGGCGCCGGCCUGGCGGGUCUGUUAUCCGCUCGGCUGACGUCAGCAGCACUGGGCAGCAUCGGGCUGGUUGCGAAUAAGAAGUCUGCGGCGCAGCAUGCGCUGCAGGCGGCGAGGAAGAGGGUACUCGCGCGGGCGGCCUCCAAUGCUGCCGCUGACGAGGCCAUGGAGGGUGCCGCUGCUGCAGCCGCUGCGGGAGCGGCAGGCGAGGUCGCUGCGGCGGCGGCGGCGGAUGCUGGCGGCAUCCCUAGUGCCGCAGAUGCCGGUGGGGCGCCCGGAGGACGGCGCAUCGUAUGGGACCCAGCGAGGCGCGUCAAACCGGCGGGUGCUGCCGCCGGUGACGUAGAGGCAGCCGAAGAGCCGCCGGCCAAGCGCAAGCGCGCUUCCGGCGCUGCCAGCACGCCAGCCGUGGCGGCGCAGGCGGUGACCGGUGAUGGCGAGGAGCAGGCGGAAGCGCGGGACGAUGGCGACGCGGAAGCCGGAGAGCCGGAGCUCAUGGCUGGGCACAGCGCGGGGGACAUGGAAGUGGGUGUCGAGGGCGAUGCGGAUGAGCUGGGCACCGGAGGCGGCAAUGAGGCAGGAGCCGGCGCGGGCACGGGCGGGAGCGGAAGCGCAGCCGACGGCAAGAGCGUGCUGGCACGGCUGCAAGCCAAAGCUAGUGCUGCUGGGGCGGCCGGCGGGAAGCGAGCGGCGCCGCCCUCGUCAGCGAGAGCAGGUCGGCUGUUGGGUGCAGCACUGGCGGGGUCAACGGCAGCAGCUGGGGCAGCGGCGCGGCAGCGGGCACCAAUGACGCUAGCAAGCAGCGCAGCCAAGGGUGCGGAAGCCACUGCCCCAGCUGCGGACGAAGGCGAGGACGCAGAUGUGGAUGGGGCGGACGAUGCGCCUCCCGCAAGGCAGGAAGGCAGCGCAGCGGCGAUUGCAGCGGCGGCUGCCGGCUCGAAGGCGGGGGCUGCACAACGCAGCCGGCCUGGAUCUGCGGCUGCAGGCGGCCGGGGGCCGGGAACAGUGGGGGCGUCGGGUAUGGGCAGUCCCGCCAGCAAGCUCUUUGGCGCCGCGAUGCGCCAACUGCAGCGGGGCGGUGCCGGCGCUGGUGGCACGUAAGCUUAGGAGUAAGACGGUUCGUGUGCGACAGGCGUGCAGAGGAGGCACGAGUGUGUGUGCAUUUGUAUGCUUACUGGUAGCCCUCAAGUGGGCGGAAUGCGGCGCUGAAGCGGAGGUGCAUAUGGCGGUGUUGUGCACAGUGUGACUGUGUGACGAAACGGACGAUGUGCAGCUUGCCAACAAAUACAAGCAAAGGCAGGUUGGGCAUGCAUACGGUACAGAUAGGUGCAGGACGUCCGCCAGGCAUGCUGUAAGGCGGAGCUUGACUUCAGUAGCUGAUUGGCUGUGCGGCUCUCUUGCAAUCCGCUUAAUGGCAUGAUGCAUCCUCAUGGUCCACGCAAGUAUGCGAACCCACACCAGCAGUGAGCAAAGCUGCCAACUGCGCCCAGUGGAAUGUCCAUACGUGGGAGGGUGAUACGGCACGCAGGCCCUGCUGCUCUAGGGGCUGCGCGCACGGGCUGCGCGUCACCAACAGUCAUCUGCCGCGGUGCCCCGCGUAACCAAUCUGCGCGGGGCUUGUCAAUACGCCGCACCACAGAGCAAGGCACUACAUUUGCCCCG